AUUUAUUUAAGCUUAGCAUUUCUGUAAAUUUAUAUUUGCCAAUGAAAAAAGACCAAGACUACCCAAAUAUUUUAAAUUAAAAUGAAGAGAAUGAUAAAAAUUCUGAAGAACCACAAACAGUCAUUAUUCGUCAACCGCUCAAUGUAGUAGAAACUUAAAACUUUUUUGUUUUGGAAUUUAAGCCUAAUACAAUGAGCUAGCUUAACCUUUUACGAUUCAAACGUUCCUUGGCCAAAAAGAUUAUCAAAAAACUAAACAAAUGAAAAGACUCAUGAUUUUUCCUAUAUUUAUCAAAUACCUAAACAAAUUUAUA
Molecule: messenger RNA, 313 nt
Organism: Paramecium sonneborni
Lineage: Eukaryota; Ciliophora; Oligohymenophorea; Peniculida; Parameciidae
Source: the annotation of a GenBank genome assembly